AUGUUCUACAUGCAGGUGUCACUUCCCACGAAGAUCCAUGUUCUGUUCCCUGCCCUGGCGAUGGUUUUUCUUGACGUACCCCAACCGCAUCCUGCCUGGCAUGUCGACUACGACACAACUGUUUUCUACUACCCAAUGAAUGCCAGCAUCACUUCCAGACCGUUGACACCGUUCUUGUGUCCGGCAGCGCCACUGCUCCCGGCAGCGUCACUUGACUUGCGGCCGGAAUACCUAUCGCCACCAACAUCAAUUCGGCCAUCAGUUAUAGAAGAGCAGGCGCGCACGGAGGCGUUUUGUGGGCCCGGCUGCUGUGCUUCAACAGAGCACGCUAAUCCGCUGAUGUUCUACAUGCAGGUUAGUAAAUCAUACAGUCUUUUCACGAAGCGUUCAAGUAAUUACUUUCUACUGCAGCUGCCGGGCCCACAUUGCUGCCUUUCAAUUGUUGUUCAGUGUUGUGAUGUUAUUCGCUCUUUAUUGUUGCUGGCGGGUGACAUCGAAACUAACCCUGGACCCGAUAGUCAAGCCGUACUAAAGGAACUUAAGAGCCUAUCCGCAGGUCACUCGCAACUGAUCACCGAGAUUCAAGGCAUCAAGUCUCAGUUACUAACAACUGACAAAGCAAUAUCAGAUCUGAGCGUGCGCAUGAAGAACCUGGAGACCCACUACCAAAACCUAAUCCCCUUGCGUUCUGAUAUAGAAAGCGUGAAGAAUGAUGCUGCCCGUGCAGCACACACAAUGCACAGGCUGGAAGCGCGUCUUGAUGAUGCCGAGAAUCAUUCUCGGCACAACAAUCUAAUUUUUUAUGGUAUUGUUGAAUCUUCAGGGUCAGAGUCGUUCGCGCAAUCGGAGCAUAUAAUCAUUGACCACUGUCGCAAACAUAUGAGCAUCACGCUUGACCCCAAAGAAAUCGAGCGCGCGCACCGCUUGGGCACUCGUGCAGCUAAUCGUAACCGCCCUAUAAUAGUGAAGUUCACCUUUCAUAAAACAAAAAAUCUUGUUCUUUCUAACGGCCGUAAAUUUAAAGGAACAAACUCCAGCGUUGGCGAGGAUUUUACGCGUCCUGUUGAAUUGGCCCACACACACCUUCUUUCAUUCGCAAAAAGCAAAUCGGCACCUUACUCCCUGCGCUUUAAAACUCUGUUUAUGGGUAAUAAGCGCUAUGUUUUCGACGACCGCACACAGAGUGUGAAAGAAUUGCAAUAG
This is a messenger RNA of Dermacentor andersoni, 1203 nucleotides long. The record is from RefSeq and is a predicted model, not a curated record. Lineage: Eukaryota; Metazoa; Arthropoda; Arachnida; Ixodida; Ixodidae.